CCCACCUUGGUGCGCGUGCGCAGACGCUGUGGGAGCCGGCGCAAUGGUCUCCACGAUCCUUUCCGUUUCACGGAUGACUUUCGUCUGGAGAGCAGCAAGACCAUCUCUUCUGAAUCAUUCUUUGAGGAAAAUGAGUUAUCAGGAAGGAAAACCUGAGCCUGCAAAGCAAGCCCUUAAGAAGUCAAAGCUGCCACUCGGUCGUUUUGACUCACUGGAGGAUUCACCCGAAGAGAGAGACCCACUGCAGAAGUUUCCGGAUGAUGUAAAUCCAGUUACCAAAGAAAAAGGUGGACCCAAGGGCCCAGAGCCUACGCGAUAUGGAGACUGGGAGCGGAAAGGACGCUGCAUUGACUUUUAAGUCACACAGUCUCACAACUGAAGAAUCAUUACCUGAACUGUUUACUUCAAGUUGUUUUCUUUUCUGUAUCCUUUAAAUGUGUAAUUUCCAUCAUAUGUCCUAAAAUGCAUGUGACAGCUUUGAGUAGCAAAUGCUGCUACAGAUCAGGAAUGUGGAAACGCUUCCAUUAGCGUCUUAACCUCACCUUACGUGUGUCAGGGCAGAGUCUGGGAUGGGAGCAGCAAGUCUUUGCCAUUUAUUUAAUCAGUUGCUUAUAAAAUACACAUGUAAAUAAAGACCUCUUGAAGAUUUUCUUUA
Molecule: messenger RNA, 655 nt
Organism: Mus caroli (Ryukyu mouse)
Lineage: Eukaryota; Metazoa; Chordata; Mammalia; Rodentia; Muridae
Gene: Sdhaf4
Product: succinate dehydrogenase complex assembly factor 4
Biological process (GO): mitochondrial respiratory chain complex II assembly
Cellular component (GO): mitochondrion
Source: RefSeq, a predicted model, not a curated record